Penicillium brevicompactum is the source of this 1347-nucleotide messenger RNA. RefSeq lists its product as uncharacterized. The record is from RefSeq and is a predicted model, not a curated record. Lineage: Eukaryota; Fungi; Ascomycota; Eurotiomycetes; Eurotiales; Aspergillaceae. Bases 1 to 1347 code for a protein of 448 amino acids. The transcript has 2 exons.
AUGUCGACCGCAGUGGCCUCCCUGCCUUCACCACACCCGCGCAAUCCCAGCCCGAGAAACCUUCCAGCCUUGGCUCCUCCGAUCGCAACUUCCUCGCCAUCCCGAAUGUCCACAAGCUCCAAGGAUGGCUCCGCCGCAAAGGGUUCUCCGACCGAGAAGAGAGCUCCCGUCUCGCCUUCUCAAGCGAGCGGCCCGCAGAUUACCGUCAAGAAGGAACCAGGAUCAUCCCCACGGAUGCAGAGUCGGCCGCGGCCCCGAAAAUUAGACCUCUCCACCAGUCUUCCCUCCAGUAGCCUGUCAGUGCGCCCGCCGGGAGGGCCCAUGACUGCAUCCCUCCAAGACGUCGGCCUGGCCUGUUUGUCGCCCGGCUUCCAAACCCACGAUCCGAUCAUGCGCGAGCAACUGCAGCGCAGCCUUUCUGUCCGGGACCAGCAGCGCUCCAUCAUUGAACAGCGCAUGCAGAGAUCCGCCAAGGACACCCCAGAUGGUGUGCAGCCUUCCGAGUCAAGCGCGAUGGGCAUGCCCAAGACCGGCAAGCGCAGGCCCCCAGGUCUCUCCAUCGUGCCUCCGUCCGCCUCUCAGUUCGCCAAUGAGCGAGUCAUUCAGUCCGCCCCGCUCAACCAGACCUUCACAGGCCGCUACCAGCCCCAGCCAUUGACUCGCCAUGUGGUCAACCAGAGCCCAACCCUGGGCGCAACCUCGCACAUGCACCAGCUGCCCGCCGCGCAAACCAACAACCGUCUGCCCCCUCUCUCCGACGUCUUCGGUUCCGAUGCCCUCGGUCGCGACCGCGAUCCCGCCCUCGCCAACGUCCAUCUCGCCUCGAGCAACUCCUCCCAAUCCAACAACCUCGCGCCGAUGCCCUCCCCGGGUCUCCCCGUCUCUCAAACCCCCACCCGCCCGCGCGAAUACCGCUCCGCCGAGGAGGCCGUGCAGGAAAUGUCCGGAGGCCGCGAGGAUCUGCUCCCGCGCAUCGUGCACUACGGAGGCCACCAACCUCCCACUCCGCCAUCGCCCCAGAUCCUCCACGCAGGCCCCAAGACUGCUCCUCUCGCGCCCGAGCCCCGGGCUCCCGGUCCCCCACCUGCGUCCUUUGGCAUGUUUGCUCCGUCCGAUACCACGGCCCGUCGCCGCCCAAGAAGCGAGUACGAGCAGGACAACGGCACGCCCCCUCUCGGACACGGCCCUGACUCCCAGUAUCGUGCCAACCCAGCUACCAACCCGGGUCCACAUGCUGCUUUCUCUGGCCCCUUUGGUGCGGGCCGAGACUCACCCGAGACGCAGCGCAGAAAGAAGGACGAGUUCCUGGGUCUCUGCGCUCGCGCUUGGGAUCUCUUCCAUUCGUGA